Messenger RNA from Mangifera indica (mango), 926 nucleotides. RefSeq names its product homeobox-leucine zipper protein ATHB-40-like. The record is from RefSeq and is a predicted model, not a curated record. NCBI's taxonomy places the organism in Eukaryota, Viridiplantae, Streptophyta, Magnoliopsida, Sapindales, Anacardiaceae. Gene Ontology annotation, molecular function: DNA-binding transcription factor activity, RNA polymerase II-specific; sequence-specific DNA binding. The transcript has 3 exons. Bases 92 to 745 code for a protein of 217 amino acids. Gene Ontology annotation, biological process: positive regulation of DNA-templated transcription. Gene Ontology annotation, cellular component: nucleus.
CUUCGCUCCCAAAUCGCCAACCUCUUCAGUAGACAACAUCACCAAGUUCAAGAGAGUUUCAGAGAGACAGCAAAGAGAACAAAAAAGGCAGAUGAUGAUGGAGACCUUGAAUCCCAAGACCAAAAAUUUGCUCCCUGUUACAUCUUUCUACGCUGAUGGGAUCUUUGACACAUUUGUCUUUCCUCAACAAGGUGGGGAGGCAAAACAACGACGACGUCGCCGGAAGAACAAGGGAGGAGAAAGUGGGCUUUCGAAGAAGAGGAAGCUCACUACUGAGCAACAAAACCUUCUCGAGGAAAGUUUUGUUAACGACCAGAAGUUGGAAACGGACCGUAAGGAAGUGCUGGCUUCUCAGCUCAACCUUGACCCUCGACAAGUCGCUAUUUGGUUUCAGAACCGUCGGGCCCGGUGGAAGACCAAGAAGAUUGAAGAAGAGCUUGCUCAAACACAGACUUCUCAUGACAGCAUCCUCUUAGAUAAAUUGCGCCUCGAGUAUGAGGUGGUGAUGCUGAGACAGGAGCUUUCUGAAGCUCGGGCGAGGAUCCAGGAGUUGACAGAGACGCCCAAUGAUUCAAUAUCAACCAACAGUCCGCUGGAAAGCACAGUGUCAAUGGAAACUGUGAACUCUCCAUUGUUUAGGGAAUUCGGAGUUGAGACCUACGAUGAUAUAUUCUUUGUGCCACCUGCUGAAAGUGUCUCCAGUGAUUAUAAUGACGGCUUUGAUUAUGUCUCAUUGUUUGAUUGAUCCAUUAAUUACACGUAUGUAUGCAUGUAUGUAUGUAGGUAUGUAUGCAUGUAUGUAUGUAUGUAUAUUUUAAGUCAGGCUUAUCAGGAUGCUCAAGUAGUGUAGAAGAGUAGAUAAUUGAUGAUGACUAUCCUAUGUAAUUAUAUAAGUGUGCUAAUUCCUAUUUUUACUUAACCACAAA